AUAUUAAAUAUAUACGUCAUGAGUUGCAACUAUGCAGAUGGCCUUUCAGCAUACGAAAAUAAAGGAAUUCUAGGCGUUCCAGAAAAUUUCGACAGUGAAGAAAUUGUCAACCAAAAAUGUAAGGAGCUUGCAAACUUAAUUAAAGACUCUAAACAUGUUGUAUUCCAUACGGGUGCAGGCCUUAGCACAUCAGCUGGUAUUCCCGAUUUUAGAGGGCCCAAGGGCGUUUGGACGCUUGAACAAAAAGGCGAAAAGCCUACUUUUAACACAUCUUUUGACGCAGCAAGGCCAACCAAAUCUCAUAUGGCCUUAAAGUCUUUAGUUGAACAUGGAUAUGUUCAGUAUAUCGUCUCACAAAACAUUGACGGCCUGCAUUUAAAGUCUGGCCUAGAUCGAAAAUACUUGGCCGAGCUUCACGGCAAUAUCUUUAUAGAGCAGUGCCAGAAAUGUCGACGGCAGUUCGUACGCAAAACGGCCGUGGAGACAGUGGGCCAAAAGCUAUUGGGACUCCCAUGUCGGUCCGUUGAGAUUGGCAAUAGUCGCAGCUGUCGCGGUGGAGUUAUGCACGAUAAUGUCUUAGAUUGGGAACACGACCUACCCGAACGUGACCUAGAUAUGGCAUUUAUGAAUUCAACGAUGGCUGAUAUUAAUAUAACCCUUGGUACCACUCUGCAAAUUGUCCCAAGCGGAAAUUUACCUCUCAAAAAUCUCAAGCAUGGUGGUAAACUUGUCAUAUGCAACUUGCAGCCCACAAAGCAUGAUAAGAAAGCGCAUUUAAGUAUUUCGAGUUAUAUUGAUGAUAUACUAACGAAAGUGUGCAAGCGUCUGGGCAUUGAAAUUCCAGAGUACACGGAAGAGUAUGAUCCUACAAAGCAUUCCAACGUUUCGGAAUGGACUCUGCCCCAAGAGUAUGUCAAGGAAAUGGAUAAACAAUUUAAGGAACAUCAGAAAUCUUCAGCAAAGAAUCGAAAUACAGGCUCUACACAAUGUGAACCGCUUCUUAAAGGAAAAAUGAUCAAAAAGCGUAAAAAAAGUGAAUAAUCAGCAU
Molecule: messenger RNA, 1048 nt
Organism: Drosophila novamexicana
Lineage: Eukaryota; Metazoa; Arthropoda; Insecta; Diptera; Drosophilidae
Gene: Sirt6
Product: NAD-dependent protein deacetylase Sirt6
Exons: 5
Coding region: 19-1041 (340 amino acids)
Molecular function (GO): NAD+ binding
Source: RefSeq, a predicted model, not a curated record